Bombus pascuorum is the source of this 1332-nucleotide messenger RNA. RefSeq names its product ninjurin-A-like. Gene Ontology annotation, cellular component: membrane. The transcript has a single exon. Gene Ontology annotation, biological process: cell adhesion; tissue regeneration. The record is from RefSeq and is a predicted model, not a curated record. Bases 1 to 711 code for a protein of 236 amino acids. NCBI's taxonomy places the organism in Eukaryota, Metazoa, Arthropoda, Insecta, Hymenoptera, Apidae.
AUGGAUAAAUCAAGAGAUAAAAGUGAUGAAAUGAUUAUUUAUAUGGAUAAGAUUGGCGAUAAAGAACGAUUGACAGAACCAUUGACUUAUAAACCUUUUGCACCGAAGACUAUAUCGCGUUCCGAUUCCAUGCUCGAGACAGACAAUACAAACAAUCCACGACCGACGUCCGGUCCAGAAAUCGAUGACCUAGAACCGGAAGGAAGUUUUCCGAUAGGAUUUGAACCUCGAAUAGGAAUUGAUGAUGGUCUCCUGCCAAGUGAACCAGGGGUAUCAGAAAUCCCAAGAACUCCAUUUUUACCACCGCCGUCUAUGCCGCCUAUUCAGCCGAUACCUGACGUGAAUAUCUAUCAGCACAAGAAAACGCUCGCACAAGGAAUGAUGGAUCUGGCUCUUUUGUCUGCUAAUGCAAAUCAGUUGCGUUAUGUUUUACAAACUGACGGGGGGCAUCCGUAUUAUUAUCCAUCACUGGUGCUAAUAGGCAGCAGCCUAAUUUUACAAAUUGCAGUGGGAAUAGGAUUAAUUUGGAAUAGUAGAUAUGACGUUAAUGAUAAUGCUCAAAUGUGCAAGGCCAACCGGGCUAAUAAUUGGACAGUGAUCGGUAUAUUUCUAGUAACAAUUUUUAAUGUCUUCAUUUCGUCAUUCGGCGUUGUUGAUCAAGUAUCAGUAAUGCCUAUAGUAUCUAGAAUUGAUAGUGAAAGUGAAAAUUAAUGACGAAUGACUGCGCGUAUCAUUAUUUUAUACCAUAAAUUUUAUACCAUAAAUUUUAUACCAUAAAUUUUAUACCAUAAAUUUAAAUGAUAAAAAGGUAUUGAUUUUUAUUUUACUAUAAAAAUGAAACUUCAACACAAUGCGGGAUUGACUGUAAUAUUUCUUUUAGUUUCUCAGAAAGUUCCUCUUUCCUUUUGUCUAAAUCUUCUGUUCUUUUGGUCAGGUCACCAGAAAUUUCCACUAGCCACCUUUCUAUUUCUGUGUUAUUAUCUUGGACCUUUAAUAAACGCGAAAUGCAAUUGGGUUCAUAAUCUUGAGAAUUAAUAGUUUCUUCUUUAGAUGACAAAGUUUCAAGCUUUUCUUCAGUCACAGAACAUAACAAAGAAAUAAACUUUGAAACUUCAUUCCAAUCUAUACCUCCAAAGCUGGUGUUCAGUGAUUUAUUAUGUUCUUGAACUACUGUUACCUGUAAUUUUUAUUACUGGUAUUGUAUUCUAUUUUAUAAGAUAAAAUGCGUGAAUAUAAUAUCAAAUUUCUUCUAUUUACCAUCCAUUCAAAAAAUAUAUGUUUCUUUUUAGACCAUUUCAUAUGUAUAUCUAAUAAACUAGCAAUAGUUGAUAA